Molecule: messenger RNA, 2963 nt
Organism: Amphiprion ocellaris (clown anemonefish)
Lineage: Eukaryota; Metazoa; Chordata; Actinopteri; Pomacentridae
Gene: foxg1a
Product: forkhead box G1a
Exons: 1
Coding region: 261-1595 (444 amino acids)
Biological process (GO): regulation of transcription by RNA polymerase II
Cellular component (GO): nucleus
Molecular function (GO): sequence-specific double-stranded DNA binding; DNA-binding transcription factor activity
Source: RefSeq, a predicted model, not a curated record
UAGUGGCUGCGGCUCCCUAAUUAAUUGCAGCUAUCUGUCUCCUAUCGAUGUGUGUGUACAUGUGUGUUGUGUGUGUGUGUGUUUCCUUUUUUCUCCCCAAACCGAACAUGAAAUAGUUUGUUGGGCUAUACUUUCUUUCUUCCUAUCCAUCCCCCCUUCCUUCCUUCCCGUCCUGGUUCGCAGCAGAGACAGGACAGAUUGAAGCCCAGCUGUGUUCAUCGCUUUUGCUCGUUGCCAUUUUCCCCCCUCAUUGCCCGGUGAUGUUGGAUAUGGGAGAGCGCAAAGAGGUGAAAAUGAUUCCUAAAUCGUCGUUCAGUAUAAACAGUUUGGUGCCCGAGGCCGUGCAAAGCGACAACAACAACAACCAGCAGAACCAGCACCACCACCAGAACCACCACCACCACCACCACCACCACCAGAACCACCUCCACCGGCCCGGCGGCGCCGACGAAGCCGAGCAGAAGGCGCCUCUCCCGCCCGCGCAGCCGGACGCCAAAGCGGAGCCGAAGAGCGAGUCUCCGAGUCAGGAGAGCUGCCCGGAGGAGAAGGACAAGCAGGAGGACAAGAAGGACGGCAAGGAGGCGGACGGCGGCUCCGGAGGGAAGGACGGAGAGAAGAAGAGCGGCAAGUACGAGAAGCCUCCGUUCAGCUACAACGCGCUGAUCAUGAUGGCCAUCCGGCAGAGCCCCGAGAAGAGGCUGACGCUCAACGGCAUCUACGAGUUCAUCAUGAAGAACUUCCCGUACUACCGGGAGAACAAGCAGGGCUGGCAGAACUCCAUCCGACACAACCUCAGCCUCAAUAAGUGCUUCGUCAAGGUGCCGCGGCACUACGACGACCCGGGGAAGGGCAACUACUGGAUGCUGGACCCCAGCAGCGACGACGUCUUCAUCGGCGGCACCACCGGGAAGCUGCGGCGGCGCUCCACCACGUCCCGGGCCAAGCUGGCCUUCAAGCGCGGCGCCCGGCUGACCUCCGGCCUGACCUUCAUGGACCGGGCCGGGUCCCUGUACUGGCCCAUGUCCCCCUUCCUGUCGCUGCACCACCCGCGGGCCGGCGGAGCGCUGGGCUACAACGGCACGUCGUCGGGCUACCCGGCCCACCCCAUGUCCUACAGCACGAUGCUGACCCAGAACAUGAGCAGCAACCACUCGUCGUUCCCGUCCUCCAACGGGCUGAGCAUGGACCGGCUGGUCGGCGGGGAUCUGCCCUACGCCACGCACCACCUGACGGCGGCGGCCCUGGCGGCCUCGGCGGUGCCCUGCGGCCUCUCCGUGCCCUGCUCCGGGGCCACCUACUCCCUGAACCCGUGCUCGGUGAACCUGCUGGCCGGACAGACCAGCUACUUUUUCCCCCACGUCCCGCACCCGUCCAUGAGCACGCAGGGCGGCGGCGGCGGCGGCUCCCUGCAGGCCGCCCGGGCUUCGGCCUCCAACUCCCCGCAGGCUCCGUCCUCCUCCGCGCUGCCCUGUGACUCUCUGAGGCCGGCGCUGUCCGGCUCUCUGCCCGCCUUCUCCUCGGGACUGUCCGGGGGUUUAUCUGACUAUUUUACGCACCAGAACCAGGGUUCGACCUCCAACCCGCUCAUACACUAACACCCCCAGAACCUCACCCUCCACCCCCCUCUCCCCCUCACCGCCCCCCCCAUCCUCAGCCCAGAGACUGGAGCUGUAAGUUGAACAUUUCACGGUGAACAUUUACAUGUAAAAAGUGACAGAAUUAUUAUAAAACUACCGACUAUAGAAUAAAGAGGAGAGACUAAAAGCUGCAAAACAAAAGAGAGCAGCAGAGAGAAAGAGACAGAAAGCAGCCCUGAAGUUCCCAGGUAUUUUUUAAUCUUCUUCUUCUUUCUGGCUUCUUUCUGUGUACAUACCGUCUGUGUUUGUCUGGAACUUCCUGUCAGUCAGCGACGUGCAAUGUGAGAAAAACGGAGACGAGAGCGGAUUCUUCUGUUGUGUUCUUGUCGGAGGAGGCAUUACUUUUAGAGAAUGUGUAUUUAAAAUAGUUUGGUCUAAUUUUGAGAUUUAAAAAAGCUAAAAUAAUAAUAAUAAUCCUAUGUCUACUAGCCGCAUGUCUGCAGUAUUAUCAGGUCUCAUGCGGGUCGGAGGAACGGCGGAGAGUUGAUUUUAUUUUAUUUUACGGAAUUGAAACACUAAUUUUUUUUUUAAAAUUUUAUUUUCUAUACAGCGAAUGUGUUUUUUUAAAAGCGACUCUGCUAAAAGCUCCAAGUCUCCUGAGGCUGUUUCUCAUCUUUCAAUGUACUUUUUCUAGACCAAAGACUCGGUUUCUAGGAGUUGUAGUCAGUAUUCCGAACCACGGCGAGCCUCCAGUCUGGAGCUCCUUCACUGCUGAAAAUGUCCAUUUAAACGAGAUCUUAUUGCACUUCUUUUGCAAUCUCUUCAUUUCCUUAAAUUGGCGAGGACGUGAGCGCAGUCUGGUGAAGCAGUUGGAGGGAUUUUUGCCUUAAUUCGCCUCUUUUUUUCCUCAUCUGUCAGAAGAGAAGCCGGCUUUCAGGCUGAAUCGUGUCUCGUUUGCUCUCAUGGAUAUUUUCCGCAGUGCCUCCUGUCCUGCUUCUCUCUCCGCUAAACACAGACGUUCACGAUUCUCCUGCUUCUUUUGUUCUUUUGUAUAAUUAUUAAAAAAAAAAAAAAAAAAAGAAGAAGAGAGAAAAUGUCUAUUUGUAAUUUGGAGUUUUGCUUUUCUUUCUUUCUUUUUCUGUUGUAGAAAAGGAGGAACACUGUAAAAACCGUGUGUUUGACAGAAGAAAAGAUGCCUCAUUAUCUAAUCUACUUGGAAUGAUUGUCCUUUAAUUGUCGUCGCUAAAAACAAUUUUUCAUGGUUGUGAUACUAUUGUGGUCUUAUUCUUAUUCCCGUGUUUGUCGCUUACAAAAGUUAAAAAAAGAGAAAAAAAUGUUUUAAUCAUAAAAAAAAAAAUAAAAGAAUAGGUUACAUUCAUAACUAAA